Messenger RNA from Polypterus senegalus (gray bichir), 4506 nucleotides. It is a transcript of the gene per3, whose product is annotated as period circadian clock 3. The coding region runs from base 347 to 3955 and encodes 1202 amino acids. The transcript has 22 exons. Gene Ontology annotation, molecular function: transcription corepressor binding; transcription cis-regulatory region binding. The record is from RefSeq and is a predicted model, not a curated record. NCBI's taxonomy places the organism in Eukaryota, Metazoa, Chordata, Cladistia, Polypteriformes, Polypteridae. Gene Ontology annotation, biological process: negative regulation of transcription by RNA polymerase II; circadian regulation of gene expression; entrainment of circadian clock by photoperiod. Gene Ontology annotation, cellular component: nucleus; cytoplasm.
GAGCUUCGGAGGAGCUCAGAGUCACGUUGCGCAGAAUGUCAUCGCUGGAGGUGGCGGGCAGGAAGAGCGAGGCCGACGCUUCUUGUCAGGUGUUUCCUAUCCCCUUCCGAAAUGAUUGAUAAGAUGGGACUGGGCAACGGAAGUUGCUCAGUACUGGCAAGAUGAUUGCUUCUUUUCUGAAUUCUUCACAUUGAUGAGUCCUCUCCAGUUAUUGAGCAGCUUGCUUUGAAAUGUCUAUGGCCUGCAGCGAGCAGCCUGGUGGGACCAUGUGCUGAUUCCCCAGUACUCGCCCCCCUUGCAUGUAAACAGCCAGCAAGAGGACACGGUGUGUGUGUUUGUGUGUCAGAUGAUUGAAAGCUGCCACUUGCAAGGCUUGGGACAGAAAGAGGAGGGAGGACCUGCUGUCACCUGCAGCCUAAGCCAGCAUUCCGCUCAGGAUGCAGAUAUACACACCCAUAAAGGAGAUGCCAGCAACAACGAAGGCAGUGGACAUGAAUCCAGUAGUACUAAGUCAAGCUGUGCCACCAACCACAAGAAGAGAGAUCAGUCACACAAGCAGAUGCUGGAAACUGUCCAGGAGAUGAAGAAGAGGAUUCCCCCAGAUAAGAAAAGUCGCAGCAAAACCAGUACUCUUGAGGCUCUCCACUAUGCUCUGCGCUGUGUCAAGCAAGUUCAAGCCAACAGCAAACAUUAUGAGCAGCUGAUAAGUGAGAAGCUACCGGCCCAAGUGGUGGCUUCCCUUCACACCAUUGAGGAUUUGGAGACCAUCGCUUCAGAGCACACUCUUGAGAACACAGAUACAUUUGUGGUGGUCACCUCCCUGACGACGGGCAAAGUCGUCUAUAUCUCUGAGCAGGCUACUUCCCUGCUUGGCUGCAAGUUAAAGUUCCUGCAGUCAGCCAGAUUUUUGGAGCUGCUCUUUCUUCAUGAUGUGAACGUUUUUUACUCGUACACCUCUCAGCUUGAUCUGCCCACAUGGAGCAGUGGAUCUGACAAUGCCACUGCACUAUUUCAGAGCUCCAAGGUAAAGUCAUUCUUCUGCAGAAUCAGGGCUGGCAGGGAUUGGGAUGGUGACAUCCGCUACAGCCCCUUCAGGAUGAUUCCUUAUCUGCUAAAGAUCUCCCUGCCAGAUGAACCUGAGGGACAUCUUUGCUGCCUCUUGCUAGCUGAGAAGAUACUCUCUGGUUAUGAAGCUCCAAGAAUUCCUACUGACAAGAGGAUUUUCACUACCACACAUUCACCGAGCUGCAUGUUUCAAGAAGUUGAUGAAAGAGCUGUUCCACUGUUGGGGUACCUUCCUCAGGAUCUAAUUGGAACCUCCAUUCUCUCCUACUUGCAUCCCGACGACAGACCACUAAUGUUAUCUGUUCAUCGCAAGGUUUUGCAGUUUGCUGGACAGCCUCCCUUUGACCACUCGCCAAUCAGGUUCCGUACCCAGAAUGGGGACUUCAUUUCCCUGGACACGAGCUGGUCGAGUUUUGUAAAUCCCUGGAGCCGCAAGGUGGCCUUCAUCAUUGGACGACACAAAGUCAGAGCUGGACCUCUGAAUGAGGACGUUUUCGCCAGUCUGGGCAAAGAGCAUGUUCCCAGAGCUGAUGGAGAUCUCUGGGAGCUUCAGAGCCAGAUCCACAAACUUUUGAUGCAACCAGUACACAACAAUGGUUCAAGUGGCUAUGGCAGCUUGGGCAGUAAUGGGUCCCAUGAACAUUAUGUGACUUCGUCAAGUGACAGUAAUGGCAACCCUUGGGACGAGACAUCUCGAGAGCAGACCUCCAGGAAGAAGAAAUUAAUGUCUUCUCGAGACCUACAUUUGUGUGCCGACUCUGCAAAUAUAAAUCGGGGUUCUGACAACCCUAACACCAGGGUAUAUGCAACUGACGUCUUUGGAAAUGGCCAGGACAGAGAUCUUUUACCCUCAUCUCAGGAAGUUCCAAUGAAGCAGCAGCAGCAGAAGCACGUACCAUCCUACCAGCAGAUAAACUGUGUGGACAGCAUCAUUAGGUAUCUAGAGAGCUGCAGUCUUCCCACUCUGAAGAGGAAGUGCGAGUCUUCAUCUUUAGCAACAUCCUCUUCCUCUGAAGAGGACAAUCCUGCAGAAGUGAGACAACAGGAGGUGCAGAGCUCAGAAAGUGUGGUACUGCUGCCAUCUGUAGUGCCAGAUAGCCAGGUUUCAGUGGGCUCUGAAAGGACAACUGAUGCUCAGACAACGGCUGCAGUGGUGGGAGCCCCGCUAACUGACCUCACUGUAUCCACCAAGGCAAUGAGCAUGGUGUCUGUCACUAGCCAAUGCAGUUUCAGCAGUACUAUUGUCCAUGUUCCACAGCCCGAGUCUGAAGCAGCAGCCCUGGAAGAUGCUGCUGUGAGCAACGAGCAGCUUGACAUGACCGCCAAGCCAUCCCAUGCUAUCCCGAUUUUGACCUCGCCACCUGAAGAAUUCCGUAAGGUGGGCUUGACUAAGGAAGUUCUUUCAGCCCAUACUCAGAAAGAAGAACAGGACUAUGUGGACCGUUUUCAACAUCGCAUUAUGUUGAGCCCGUAUAGCUCAUAUUUGCAACAUGGAGAUAGCAGCAGGGCAUGUUCACAACACCCGGGUGACUACUCUUCACUUCCUACCAGCACUUUUGGAUGGUGGAAGGGCAAAGCCAACAAGUUGAAACAAAAGUGUCCCAAAGAUCAGGUGUCCUCUGAUAGCAUUCACCCUUUGCCCAGUGGCACUCACCAUUGCACCUCUACAACUCCUGCUCUCCACCAUUCUUGGCUGUCCUCCCAUUCUUCCCAUACCAGUUCCUCAGUCAUGGGUUUUUCUCCUCCCUUAGUUCAGCCCAUCCAUGCCACCUGUUCCAUGCAGCCACAAGUUGUACCCACUCCUGUUGGCCCUGGAAUGCCCUCGGUUAACCUGACUAUCCCAACCUCCAGUGCUCCAACAGGGGGAGUUCCUUGCAAUCUGCCGACAUAUUCUGUUCCCUGUGCCACUCCAGUAAUGGCAAUGAUUUACCCUUACUAUACAGUAUAUCCUCCGGCAGUUAAUGCAGCUGCACCCUUACCCACCCCACCCUUCUACCCUACUGUGCCCAUGUCUCAGCCAGUAUUGUUUUCUCCUUCAUUUCAAGGCACCUUGCCCUCCUGCCCCAUUGUUCAGGCACAGCCAACCACCAAGGCUGUGCCUCAGUGUCAUUCCCCUUCACAUCUCUCUGCUCCUGGCUCCCCUGUUACCUGCCCUGUACCUUCUGAGGCGCCCCCACCAUUGUUCUCAAAUUCACGAUGUAGCUCACCACUACAGCUCAACCUUCUCCAAGAGGAGCUUCCAAAGCCAGUUGAGCAGUCACCUGAGGAAACUAAAUCUGGUGAAGCUGGGAUUGCAUCUGACAACCAUGACAAUUUGUCUUCAUCUAGUGAGUUACUUGACCUGCUGCUUCAUGAGGAUGCCCAAUCGGGGACGGGAUCUAAUGCAUCAGGCAGUAGGUCAGGGGACUCUUUGGGAUCGGGCUCCAAUGGCACUUCUGCCAGCCACACAGGAAGCAAUCACACCAUAAACACCAGCAAAGACUCCUCAGUAACCUCACACAAAGGCCAGAAACGUUUGGAAUCCAAGGAGGUGAAAGAGUUUGCUGUCUGCAGUAGGAGCACCGUGUGGAAGGUGUCUGAAGAAGCACUUAUGACCUAUCAGAUCCCAACCCGGGACAAAGCUCAGGUGUUGAAAGAAGACUUGGACAAGUUGUUAACCUUGCAGCCUUCACAGCCAUGGUUCAGCGAGGCCCAGAAAGAGGAGCUUGCAGAAGUGCAUCCCUGGAUUCGCAGCCACGCCGUGCCACAGCAGAUAAACACCCAGGGCUGUGUGAACUGUGGCACGAGUACAGAGGGGAGUUCUUGUCCUGAUCAGCAGAACAGUCUGAGCGGGGACAUGGGGGAGUCUGAGGACAGAUCUCUGGGUUCUGGGAAAACGGCCGUUAUUUAAGGGGGGCUUUUUUAUUAUUGGGUUUUACAAAAAGUAAUGGGGUUUGUUUUUUUUAUAUUAGACCUCUGUGACUGUGGCACCUGUUUUCUAAGGAAAGCAUUUAUUUGUUAGACUUUUAAUUUAUCAGAUUGUGUACGAGUGUGUCUUCUCACUUCCUGUAUGUGUAUAUGGUCAUGUGCAUCUGUGGAGAUGUUGUGCUUGUCGUAGGACUUCACAUGCACAAGUAGUACCCCUCAAUCGGACCGACCGACCACCCAGACUCUUUGCCAUUCGGAAGGCUGGCCUUGGGUUCUGGCAGCUCUGCAAAGAAAGUAUGAGGAUAAUAUGGGGCAGCCUCCUCGAGGGUCUGCAUGGAGCUUCAGCAUCACUGAAGCAGUACGGUGAUUUGGGGGGAUUUUGUUUUUUUUUUUUUCCUGUUUCAUGUGUAGUUUUCUGUUUUAGCCUGUAAAUGCUACCUACUCUUGUCUAUCCUGAAUUCUGCUUAUUCUUUAUUCAAAAUGCUGUUUUACUUUUUUAAAUUCUAAAAUCCAUUGAGGCUACCAAAAAAAAAA